This is a messenger RNA of Dovyalis caffra, 495 nucleotides long. The record is from the annotation of a GenBank genome assembly. NCBI's taxonomy places the organism in Eukaryota, Viridiplantae, Streptophyta, Magnoliopsida, Malpighiales, Salicaceae.
AUGGAGGUUAGAGACAUCUCUCCUUCCAAGCUGACAUAUGCAAUUUUAAUUAAUGCUUAUGUUCCCAUGGAGGACACGGGCAUUCCAAAUUCAUCUCUCUGUGGUGAAGGUCUUCUGUAUUCCUUUCAGUGGCUCUCCAGAUGCAUUCCUAUCAUCCUUUUGUUGUCUGGUUGUUACAUGCAACACCAGCUGAGAGUUUCUACCUACAAAACCAAUGCUCUAGUCAGAAAAUGGGAUAGGGUAACCCAACUGCGGUCGCUUUUAGUUGCUUCUGAGAUAAUCAAGUUGCUUUGCUGCUCAGGCUACCUAAAGUCUUCUUGCAAGAAGUUGCUUGUUGAUUUAUCACUCCAAUUUACUAAAAUGCUGGUAACGGUCAAAUAUACCGACACAGCAAUGAUGCCUAUGAUUUGGACUAGUUUAGCUAUCCGUCGCAAAUGGAGCAAUGAAAUGGGGCGACCUGCUGCUCGGAUUCCUUCUGACAUCUGUGCAGAUUAA